Molecule: messenger RNA, 1521 nt
Organism: Saccharomyces eubayanus
Lineage: Eukaryota; Fungi; Ascomycota; Saccharomycetes; Saccharomycetales; Saccharomycetaceae
Gene: PAL1
Product: Pal1p
Exons: 1
Coding region: 1-1521 (506 amino acids)
Cellular component (GO): cytoplasm
Source: RefSeq, a predicted model, not a curated record
AUGGAUAACAGAAAUAGCGGUGGCUCUAAUAGACCAUUUUCGGUCAAUAACCCAUUCAGAAAUGCCACAAUUGAUUCAAGUAUUACUCAAUAUAAAAAUGAUGCUCAGUUUCAAGAGUGGGCAAGGAACCAGUCUCGUACAAAUUCAUUUGAUAGACCACAAUUGAAUACAAGAACAUCUUCGCAGUUAUCAUUUCCAAGUAUUCCAGAAGAUGAGCAGCAACGAAGGGCAGACCAACAGGGUGUUUACUCUGGCCUGGAAAGCUUCAGUACUGGUAGUCUAUCACCGCCGUCUAGAGCCAUUUCCUCUAAAAAUCCUUUUCUGGAUGACGUAAGUAUGACAGAUAAUUUUGAUAAUAGGAAUGUGAGAUCUCCUCCCCCUCCUCCUCCUCCUUCAAAGAGUAAAAAUCUCCCAACCGCUAAAGAAGAAAAGGACCAAUUAAGGCAAAGAUAUUUGGAGGAGAGUGAUGUAAAUGCAACGAGUAAUAGACAAGGAAGUUCUGACAUGCCCCCUUCUUAUGAAGAGAUCACUAUAUCUGAUGGGCCAAGGCGUGGAUAUCCAAAGGAGAAGAGUUCUCGUUCUUCUUCUCAUCGCGAACAUAGCAACAGCGCCUCUUAUGUUCCACACAAAUCUUCAUCGCAUCACCACCGCGAAGCAUCUUCGUCUUCGACUCCUUCCAAGAAUGGGAAAAGAAAAGGUAAAGGUGUUAUGCCUAAGAACGUGGAUACCAUUGACAAAUUGGAUGUGACUGGGUUGUUUGGUGGUUCAUUUCACCAUGAUGGUCCCUUCGAUGCUGUCACACCUCAUAGAAACAAGAAUAACAAAGCCGCUCCUGUUUUAGCAUUUCCGGUAGAUGGUCCCAACAGUACCAUCGGUGGUGCUUCGUUUAAAAAGUCUGCCAUGGACGAAGUUUUUGGUAGAGAUGAUGUAGAUGACUCUGACAUAUACCAGUAUAGCCCACAUACUCUGAAAAGAGGUGGUGACACGCAAGAUGCAAUAAAAUCAAGUGUGGGUAAAAAUAUCCAACAGAUGGAUGCUAAAAAUAAAACGCAAUUAGUUCAUGGACCCGUUACAGCAGGAUUAGGCUCCAGCACGUUUUUAGAUGGGGCUCCUGCCUCCUCGGCGGCCAUCAGAAGCGACAUAAAAGCGCACUCUAACCAUAAUCGUACUGGCGGUCUACAGAGAAACAAAUCGCUUUCACAGCGGUUAGGCCUUGGAGGAUCUGGUGACACUAAUGCUCCCAUGACCGGUGUUAGAAGAAAUUUAAGCUUAAGCAGGGAGAACCACGACGUAAGUAAUAAUAGCGAAGGUGUUAGAAGGUCGAAGACUGUAAACCCGUCAAGCAGAACUCACAGAUCCAAAUAUCCUACAGACUUUGACGACCAGAGUGACGAAGAUGAAGAUGAAGACAAUGUUUACUUAGGUGUACGCUAUAAUGAUUCUAACAUGAAAAAAAAGUCUACAGGUAGUAAGCUACUCAACAGAGUUAAAAGUCUAAAAGUUGGAAGAAAAAGUCAGUAG